AACACCAGACAUAGGGGAGGGAAAAAAGCGAAGUGAUCCAUUGAACCAAAAGUCUUUGCCCUCUCUUAAUUACGUAGUGGCCCAUAUCUUUUCUCUUUUUUUUCCACUUUAAAAAAAAAAAAAAAUCUUUCUUCUGUACUUGAAGACCUCUGGUUAUUGGUAAUUAGCUUGAGGAGAAUAAAACCAGCCGAUUGUGAGAGGGUGGUGCAUUGUGGAGCGAGAUGGCUAACAGAAUGGUUCCAUCACUCCUUCAUGGUCUCUUCUACCUAUCUCUGAUUCAGCCCUCUCUUCAAGGAGGUGUGUAUGUGCCGGCUGGUGCUGGAGUCAGACCAGGAGCAGGAGGAUCUGGACCAGGUGCUGGUCUCUACCCAGGAGCUGGUGGGAUACCCGCAGGAGCAGGCUACAAACCAGCUAAAACUGGUGCUGGAGGAUAUGGAGGACGGGCUGGUGUUGGUGCUGGAGGUCUGGUCCCUGGUGGCGGGGCUGGAGGCAUAGGAGCAGGAGGCCUCGGAGGAGGAGGAGUCGGUGGAAAGGGCCCCAAGCCUGGUUAUGGAAACCUUGGUGCUGGUGGUGUUGGGGGUGGUGGUCCUGGUGGUGGAGGAUAUGGAGCUGGUCCUGGAGCCACCGGUCUAGGAACAGGAAGCUUUGGAGGAGGAGGAGGAUACGCUAAGCCUGGAGCUGGUUAUGGAGGAGGCUCGCCGUAUGGUGGCUCGACUUAUGGAGGAGGUGGUGCUGGGAGCUUCUUCCCUGGAGGUGGUCUGGGACAGAAGGCAGGACCCAAACCAGGCUAUGGGGCAGGAGCUGGACUACAACCAGGCUAUGGUGCAGGUGGACUACAGCCAGGCUAUGGCGGUGGUGGAUUACAGCCAGGUUUAGGGGGACCUGGAGGCGCGGGAACAGGAGCUGCGGUGCCUGCAGGAGCACCUGUUAUUCCUCAGACUGGACUACCUGGAGGUGGGCUGGGACCUGGUGCCGGAAAAGGAAAGGCUCCAAAAGGAGGAGUGCCAGGUGUGGGGGUGCCUGGACUUUACCAAGGUGGCCAGGUGCCAGGACAAGGGUUUGGUGGUCGUGGAGUGCUGCCUGGUGUGGCCACUGGGAACGGACUCAAUCCCAAAUCAUUGCCAGGUGGAGGACAACAGGGACCAGGAGGCUCAGGUCGUGUUGGUUACGGAGGACCAAUGCAGCCAGGAGUAUUCCAUGGAUACCCACUCAAAACACCCAAAACACAAGGUGGCUAUGGAGCGAAAGCUGGAGGAGCUGGAGGCAAACUUCCAUUUGGAUACGGGGGCUUUGGUGGUGGUGGUGGAGCAGGCCUUCCUGGGGGAAAAGGAGGACCUGGAUCCAAGCCUGGAUACCCCAUUGGAACUGGUGUGGGGACAGGAGGUCUUAACCCGGCCCAGGCUCAAGCUAAAGCUGCUAAAUAUGGUGCUGGUUUGGGUGGUGUGCCUGGUGCAGGUGGAGCCUACCCUGGAGCGGGAGGAGCUUACCCUGGAGGAUAUAAUCCUGCUGCAGCCAAAGCUGCUAAAUAUGGAGUCCCAGGAGGUGCAGGGGGCGUCCCAGGUCUUGGAUCAGUAGCAGGAGGAGCAGGAGGAGUACCUGGAGGGGUACCCGGAGGAACUGGAGGAUAUAACCCUGCUGCGGCCAAAGCUGCUAAAUAUGGAGUUCCAGGGGGUGCAGGAGCAGGCCUAGGAGCUGGAGGACUUGGAGGAGUACCAGGAGGGGGAGGUGUACCUGGGGCUGGAGGACUCCCUGGAGGAGGUGCAGGCGGUCUUCCAGGUGCUGGAUCAGUUGCAGGAGGAGUAGGAGGAGUACCAGGAGCUGGGGCUGGAGGAUAUAAUCCUGCUGCGGCCAAAGCCGCUAAAUAUGGAGUUCCAGGAGGAGCAGGCGCAGGCUUAGGGGGAGCUGGAGGCUAUGGAGCGGGAGCCAGGCCUCCCUAUUAUGGUGUUCCAGGGAGUGCUGGAUUUGGGGGAGCAGGGACUUUUCCAGGGGCUGGAGGAUACAACCCCGCCACCAAAGCUGCUAAAUAUGGAAUACCAGGAGGUGCAGGAGCAGGCCUAGGAGCUGGAGGACUUGGAGGAGCAGGAGGAGGGGUACCAGGGGCUGGAGGACUUGGAGGAGCAGGAGGAGGGGUACCAGGGGCUGGGGGUGGAGCAUACAAUCCUGCUGCCGCUGCCAAAGCUGCUAAGUACGGGGUCCCAGGAGGUGCAGGGGCAGCACUAGGAGCUGGAGGUCUUGGAGGAACAGGAGGGGUACCAGCAGGAGGAGCUGGGGCUGGAGGGUAUAAUCCUGCUGCUGCCAAAGCUGCUAAAUAUGGAGUCCCCGGAGGUGCAGGAGCAGGAGGAGUACCUGGAGGAGGAGCAGGGGGUGUACCUGGGGCUUUAGGAUAUAAUCCCGCUGCAGCCAAAGCUGCUAAAUAUGGAGUUCCAGGAGGUGCAGGAGCAAGUCUAGGAGCUGGAGGACUUGGAGGAGGAGGGGGUGUACCUUGGGCUGGAGGAUAUAAUCCCGCUGCAGCCAAAGCUGCUAAAUAUGGAGUUCAAGGAGGUGUAGGAACAGGCCUGGGAGCAGGAGGACUUGGAGGAGCAGGAGGAAUACAGGGAGUACCUGGAGGAGGAGCAGGGGUUGUCCCUGGGGCUGGAGGAUACAAUCCUGCUGCCGCUGCCAAAGCUGCUAAGUACGGGGUCCCAGGAGGUGCAGGGGCAGGCCUAGGAGCUGGAGGUCUUGGAGGAACAGGAGGGGUACCAGCAGGAGGAGCUGGGGCUGGAGGGUAUAAUCCUGCUGCUGCCAAAGCUGCUAAAUAUGGAGUCCCCGGAGGUGCAGGAGCAGGAGGAGUACCUGGAGGAGGAGCAGGGGGUGUACCUGGGGCUUUAGGAUAUAAUCCCGCUGCAGCCAAAGCUGCUAAAUAUGGAGUUCCAGGAGGUGCAGGAGCAGGUCUAGGAGCUGGAGGACUUGGAGGAGGAGGGGGUGUACCUUGGGCUGGAGGAUAUAAUCCCGCUGCAGCCAAAGCUGCUAAAUAUGGAGUUCAAGGAGGUGUAGGAACAGGCCUGGGAGCAGGAGGACUUGGAGGAGCAGGAGGAAUACAGGGAGUACCUGGAGGAGGAGCAGGGGUUGUCCCUGGGGCUGGAGGAUAUAAUCCUGCUGCAGCCAAAGCUGCUAAAUAUGGCUAUGGGGGAUAUGGAGGGGCAGGAGCAGGAGGAUAUAAUCCUGCUGCGGCCAAAGCUGCUAAAUAUGGAGCUGGAGUAGCCGGCCUAGGAGGAGCAGGAGGAGGGCCAGGGACUGGGGCUGGACCAGGAUAUGGAGGCUAUGGAGGAUAUGGAGGGGUACCAGCAGGAGGGGCUGCCGCUGCUGCCAAAGCUGCUAAAUAUGGAGUUCCAGGAGGAGCUGGAGGGGUACCCGGGGCUGGAUAUGGAGGACAUAAUCCUGCUGCGGCCAAAGCUGCUAAAUAUGGAGUUCCAGGAGGUGCAGGAGCAGGCCUAGGAGCUGGAGGACUUGGAGGAGCAGGAGGAGGGGUACCAGGGGCUGGAGGAUAUAACCCUGCUGCGGCCAAAGCUGCUAAAUAUGGAGUCCCCAGAGGUGCAGGAGCAGGAAUAGGAGCUGGAGGAGCAGGAGGAUUACCAGGAGGAGGAUUACCAGGAGGAGGGGGUGUAACUGGGGCUGGUGGAUAUAAUCCCGCUGCAGCCAAAGCUGCUAAAUAUGGAGUCUCAGGAGGUGUCGGAACAGGCUUGGGAGCAGGAGGAGUACAGGGUGGAGUAGGAGCUGGAGGAUAUGAUCCCGCGGCCAAAGCUGCUAAAUAUGGUAAGCCAAACGGGGUGGGCAUCGGUGGAGAAGGUGUGCCAGCACCAGCAGCGACUCCAAGUCCAGGUGUGGGCGUGGGUGGUGGUGUUGGAGGAACUGCCAUUGAGCGCACUGACUUACCAGUGGGCACAGGGAUACCUAUCGCAGGCAAACCAGAUCCCACACCUAUUGGCACACAGGCCACAGAGGCCCCAGAGCCAGAGCCCAGUACCACAGGAUUACCAGGAGUUGGUGCUGGGGUUCUUCAACCUAGUGCUGGUACAGGCCCAGCUCAGCCUGGUGUGGGUGUCGGAGCAGGUGGCAAAGCUCCUAAACCGCCUGGUGCAGGGGGAUACCCGUAUGGUGGUUAUGGACAGGCAGGACGACUCCCAUAUGGUCAUGGACAGGGUGCAGGUGGAUAUCCCUAUGGAGGAGGCUAUGGAACUCCAUACGGAGCAGGAGCUGGACAACUUCCUGGAGCCAAGCCCCUGAAACCUCCAGUUGUGGGAGGAGCAGGCGGUGUGGCUGGAGGAGCAGGUAUUCCUCUUACUGGAGCCGGUGGUGGUGUAGGGGGAUACCCGUAUGGUUAUGGUCAAGGUGGUUAUGGACAGGGACAGGGUGCGAGGUAUCCUGCUGGUGUUGGUCUGGGAACAGGGGCAGGGGCAGGAGCAGGUCAAAAAGCACCCAAACCCCCAGGUUAUGGUAACCUGGGUGCUGGUGGUGCUGGUUAUAAUCCAGGUGCUGGUGCGGUCCCAAAUUACGGAGGUGGCUACCCACAACAACGGGGCUACCCACAGCAAGGUGGAGGCUACCCACAGCAAGCCUACCCGGGAGCAUAUGGAGCAGGCCAGACGGCACCACUGACUCCUCAACAAGCCAAAGCAGCCAAGUAUGGCCCACUCCAGAGCUUCCUUGGUGGAGCAGGAGGAGGAGGCUACAGACCAGGAGGAGUUGCUGCUGGAUGCCAAAGCAAAUACUGUGGAAGGCGGAAGUAGAGGAUGUUCUUGAGAAGAAGUUGAAUUUCAAGAAACAAUGGUGCUACUGCAUUAUCUAGAAUGUACAUUUUAUAUGCACAAAAUCCCCCAUUACAGUAUGUAAAGAUAUGUUGUACUUUAUUUGAUAUUUUUUAUACAAACCCACCGACCCAGACUUUUGCACACAUUUGAUGUGACUUGGUGUUAUUGAUUGUGCCUUUAUCGUUACAGUGGUCAUGGUGCUCAUCAUCUCUUACUGACAUGCCUGCGAUGCUCCCCUUUUAGUAGCUAUACUCAGUAGUUGUGUGUGCGUGCAUGUGUGUGGGCAUGUUUGUGUGGAUGUUUGCCUAUGUGGCUGUGUGUACGUGUGCGCUUGCACGUGUUGCCAUAGAUGUGUGCGUGUUUGGGUAGAAAGGAGAAUGUGAAAGAUUCUCCAGCCAUAGAAGCACCAGUUCUCUGACAGUACAUCCCUCUACUGCAGUAUCCCCAAUUGCUUCGUGUCUGUGUGUACCAAAGUUGGAGAUCUUCACAUACUGACACGUCAAACUAAGGGUUGAGCUUCAAGAGGUAUGGUUGGUAAAGUGCUGAUAAACUUUGGCCAUGUAUCAGAACUGCCUCCUCUGGCUUUCUAUCAUCUCUGCUGCUAUUUAUAGCCCUGGGUGAAAUAGCAGUGGCAUAGCGGGUGUGUGUGGGCACAGGUUUCACAGUCCAUCUGCCAUCAGUAACUAUUUUAAGUGCCAUGGUUUAAGUAGCCUAUCUUCAGCCUUCUUACCUUGAUUUCCGCCAAACUUGUGAAGUAUGAAGAGCAGGUUUUGCUCUGAAUGUGGGAAAGCUGAUGACAAUCAAUCCAAAGGUGUUCAAAAGAUUUGUAGGUGAUCUUUAGUGAUAUUCAUAUCAUACACAUUGUGUCGGUUUGUACCAAUCAUUUGAAAUGCGGUGUGUUUUGUUUCUUAAAUGAUUGGUAUGUUUUUAGUUUUUAGAAAUGCAGGUUUUACAAAAAUGUAAAAGUAAAAUUAAAAUCCAUUCGAUACUGCUCUGGCAUGUAUUGUACAUUAUGUAUGUAUGACAUGAACAUUUUGUUUUCUUAAUUAUGUAUCAUUUUUCUGGUGUCCAAGAUUAAGUGCCUAGAAUGUUAUGCCUAUCUGGAAUCAUUCUAGUUUCACAUGCAGUCAUAGUUUAAUUUAUGCAAAUUGCAUUAUUCAAGUUUCAAAUGUUUCUGGUCAGAAAAGUAGACUCAAGAUUUGUGUAAUCUAGAAUAAGGCAACUAACUGUAUGUUGUAGUAAUAGCCCUAGGUUAUCAUGACUCUCACUCUCUUCAGUUCUUGUAGCCUACUCCGUGAUGGUUUUUAUGAACUGUGUGAGCCGCACCUGUCAGGGGCCGCUGCCCUGUGCCGUGGGAUAGUAUUCAUCUGAUUUUCACAGCACAUUUGACUUGUGCCCAGCAAUACCGACCUUUUAUUUGCUUCAGUAAAAAAACGAAAUAAAAUUGUUUUAAUGAAUACA
Molecule: messenger RNA, 6248 nt
Organism: Oncorhynchus keta (chum salmon)
Lineage: Eukaryota; Metazoa; Chordata; Actinopteri; Salmoniformes; Salmonidae
Product: elastin-like
Exons: 68
Coding region: 222-4766 (1514 amino acids)
Molecular function (GO): extracellular matrix structural constituent
Source: RefSeq, a predicted model, not a curated record